AUGGUUAAGACCCCGUUGUUCUUGUUUAUUAUAUCGACCGGCAGCUGCAAUGCCUUGAGUCUCUGCGCAGGACGGCAAUAUUGUCCCUGGAUGGGCCCGGUACAAAGCGCAUCAGAGCCCAAGGAGGAUGGAAAUGUUGCCGCCAUAGAACUACCGAAGCAGCAGGUGCACUUCUCAAGAUUGCCAAAUGUAGAUAAGAUUACAGGAAAACCUUCACACAGUGAAGCAUUUUCUUUGCUCGACACGGUCUCCGACAAGCUCCAAACCGAUGUGCUACAUGGCUUGGAUGAGGAGACUACUUUCCAUGAUCGCACCUGGGCUUCGAGACCGGGGAACCGGGCGAUGUCUAGUUUGGACUGGGCUACUAGAUGGGAGAAAGCAAUGGACUGCCUUUCGUCAAAGGAGCUUGAGAAUGUGGAUAUGUAUGAAAUGGAUGAGCUUGCCCUUGCAGCCUUCUGGGACCGGGUGUGGGGAUGCUAUGUACCAUAUGCAGGUGGACGUGACGAAUGA
Aspergillus pseudotamarii is the source of this 510-nucleotide messenger RNA. RefSeq lists its product as uncharacterized. The transcript has 3 exons. The record is from RefSeq and is a predicted model, not a curated record. The coding region runs from base 1 to 510 and encodes 169 amino acids. Lineage: Eukaryota; Fungi; Ascomycota; Eurotiomycetes; Eurotiales; Aspergillaceae.